Melopsittacus undulatus (budgerigar) is the source of this 1813-nucleotide messenger RNA. It is a transcript of the gene LSM4, whose product is annotated as LSM4 homolog, U6 small nuclear RNA and mRNA degradation associated. The coding region runs from base 140 to 556 and encodes 138 amino acids. Gene Ontology annotation, cellular component: P-body; spliceosomal tri-snRNP complex; U6 snRNP. Gene Ontology annotation, molecular function: U6 snRNA binding. Gene Ontology annotation, biological process: spliceosomal snRNP assembly; P-body assembly; nuclear-transcribed mRNA catabolic process. NCBI's taxonomy places the organism in Eukaryota, Metazoa, Chordata, Aves, Psittaciformes, Psittaculidae. The record is from RefSeq and is a predicted model, not a curated record. The transcript has 6 exons.
AGAAGCUCCGGUUCGACCCGGGCCCGGUGGGAAAGGCAGGAACCGGGAUCCGCAGGGCAGCGCCGCGCUCUGAUUGGCCCCGAGCGGGGCCGGGGGCGGUUUGAGCGGCAGCGACCGGCGCGGCGGUGGCUCCGGCACGAUGCUGCCCCUGUCCCUGUUGAAGACGGCGCAGAACCACCCCAUGCUGGUGGAGCUGAAGAACGGGGAGACGUACAACGGGCACCUGGUGAGCUGCGACAACUGGAUGAACAUCAACCUGCGGGAGGUCAUCUGCACGUCCCGGGAUGGAGACAAGUUCUGGAGGAUGCCAGAGUGCUACAUUCGUGGCAGCACCAUUAAAUACCUGCGGAUCCCCGAUGAGAUCAUUGACAUGGUGAAAGAAGAGGUGGUGUCCAAGGGCAGAGGCCGUGGUGGGAUGCAACAGCAGAAGCAGCAGAAGGGCCGUGGCAUUGGAGGUGCUGGACGAGGUGUCUUUGGUGGCCGUGGCCGAGGGAUCCCAGGCAGCGGAAGAGGCCAGCAGGAGAAGAAGCCAGGCAGACAAGCAGCAAAGCAGUGAGCUGCCCGGGGCUGCGAUGCCCAUAGGGUUUCCACCUCAGGAUUGCCAUGUGUUCAAAUGUGUCCCCUUCCUCCUCCUCCUCCGCCCAUUGAGCCAGGUCCAAAUCAUGUCCUUUGGAAGCCCCUCUCUCAACUCCACGUGGUUAAAAAGUGGAGUUAUUUACUCCUUGUUGUAGGCAAAUCAUUGGAUUUAUUUAAACUGCCCCAUUCCCAGUUCGGGAGCUUUGGUUCUGCUGCUCCUGGGAGUGCAAAUACUUUAGUUUUCCAGGUUUCAUUGGAAGGAUGAUCCUGGGUCCCUGGUACCGGAUCAAAGGCAAACAAAGGCCUUCUGGAUGGUUUGGAAUCUUUCUUUUUGUAUUGAGGCUUGUUGCGUUUGUACCAGAUGCAAGUGCUUUGGGUUGAAAACACCCAACUCCAGGACCUUGUAUCUUUAUGUGAGUAGUCUGAAGGGUUUGGGGUGGUUUAGAAACAACCAACCUGGAAGCUACUGAUUGCUUGUCUUCCUGGCCAGUCCCUUCUGUCUUUCUCCUAUGGCUUAAGGCAGGACUUGGGACAAAGGUUCCUUUGGCCUUCAAGGGUUGUUCCUAAGAGAACUUAGUGAUAAAUGAGCAUCUCCCAGUGAGUGUGUGGCUGAGUUGACUUCAGAGGGAAGUUCCCUUGGAAGGAAAAGGCUUUUCUGGGAUGUUUGUGUCCUCCCAACUCUUAUUUCCCUCUUACUUCCCUUAUCCCCACACACACAGUCCCGAGCACUGAGAUGUCUCCAGCUCAUUCCCAACACCUGAUGAUUCCAUUCCCUCCAGCUCCUUUUCCAGUCCCUGUGGACACAGAGCAGGUUGUGAGUGUGUCCCAGCCACAGGUUUGGAAAGCUCCUGGGAAUUCCCAGCUCAGGUUGUUCCUGUCUUCCAGCCCACGGGUCACAGGGUCCCAUGAGGAAAACACACCCACAGAGCAUCCUGGCUGAUGGGAAUGGAAUGUGGGGAAGGGUCACAGGAGGGGAGGAGAAAGAGGCUCUGGCCUUGCCUCUGCCCCUUGAAUGGGUGAAAAAGCUUCAUUUUAGGGGAAAAGCUGAUCUUGUGACUUGCUCUGAGGAGGUUUUGGGGUGGGUUUUGUUGCUUUGGGGGGGUUGCACACCUGAUCCCCCCCAUUGGAGCCUGUUCUCUGCCACUGCUCCGAGGAGGAACAUGCUUUUAGAGACUUAUUUUUUUACUGUUUCUAGAACUCGGUGCUGAGCAGGAAUAAACCAACCUCUGCAAUCGGU